Rhagoletis zephyria (snowberry fruit fly) is the source of this 1023-nucleotide messenger RNA. RefSeq names its product UFM1 specific peptidase 1 (gene Ufsp1). NCBI's taxonomy places the organism in Eukaryota, Metazoa, Arthropoda, Insecta, Diptera, Tephritidae. The record is from RefSeq and is a predicted model, not a curated record. Gene Ontology annotation, molecular function: deUFMylase activity.
UGGUCUCUUUUUUAGUGACAAAGACAACGUAUGAUGUAGCCGCGGCAGCUAGGUAAACUUCUUAGCACGGAGACACUGUUGAAGAAGCUAAAAAAUAGAAAUCGAGUGGGCGAUUUAUAGCGAAUAUUGAGUAUACAAGCAAAAUAAAGUAAAAAAUGGAAGAAGGCGCCCCACAAAACAAUCAACUGUCACGCAAGUGUUACCCAUAUCCACUCCUUCACAACGUGCACAAAUAUUUGCCACCACCGUCAGUAACUUGCACUUUAGGAUACAGUUGCGAAACUUUGUAUACAGAAGGAGAUUUUGUAUAUUUUCACUACGGUUGCGACGGUUUCAAUGACAAUGGCUGGGGUUGUGCCUAUCGCACGCUGCAGUCCAUCUGUUCCUGGAUCGUAGGCAAACGCAGCGCCAACGAGUCUAAUACAGCGGUGCCAUCGAUUAAAGAGAUACAACAAACUCUGGUGCAGAUUGGUGAUAAAUCCAGUGAGUUUGUGGGCUCACGCGAUUGGAUUGGCGCAAUCGAAGUAUUCUAUGUUUUGGAUAUGCUGUACGAUGUUGUAUGCAAAAUCAUUCAUAUUGCACACCAUGACGAUUUGAAGAAGUACGCCAAUGUACUGAAGAAAUAUUUUGAAGAAUUUGGAGGACUUGUUAUGAUGGGUGGCGACAUGGACGCUGCAUCUAAAGGACUUGCAGGCAUUCAUAUUAGCGGAAAUCAAGUUUAUCUUCUGGUCAUUGAUCCCCACUUUGUCGGCAUUCCUGAAUCUGUGCAAGAGCUAGUUGAUCGCGGCUACAUACGUUGGCAACACACUUCGGAGUUUGUUGAUAGUUCCUUCUAUAAUAUUUGUUUACCCCAACUUAAAUGAAAAGAUGUCAAAGAACGAAAACACCUGGACAAUAAAUACAUACACAUGUACUAUGUAUUUGUAUUAUUGAUCUAUUAAGUGUUGAAAUUCAUUAGCGAAUUUUUGACUGUUAGAACACAUUUGCUGAAUAAAAUUGAAUUGCUUUCACUACAAAUACAAA